UGGAUACAUCACUGUUGGUGCAUACAAUGAUAGAAUUCAUCCAAUAAAACUGUGUGACAAACUGAACAUGUGGAAAUGAAACCAGUUUGAUGAUGCAAGUUGGUGGACGAGUAUUGAGUAUUCAAAGUCAUGUAGUUUCUGGGUAUGUCGGCAACAAAGCAGCUGUUUUUCCACUUCAGUUGUUAGGUUUUGACGUGGAUCCCAUCCAUACCGUGCAGUUUUCUAAUCAUACCGGUUAUUUGGGUGGUUUUCGUGGAAAAAGACUUUUGGGUGAAGAAUUUGAUCAACUCAUCGAAGGUUUAGAGUCCAACUGUCUAUUGCAACAAGUGUAUGCGUGUAUUGGUUGUCUUGAAGAAUGUGUUGACGUCGUAAGUAGGGAUUAUAUUUUGCUAGGUUAUAUAGGUGACCACGAGUUGCUUCUUCACGUGUUUGAAGCAAUAACGCGACUCAAGAGUAAGAAACCAAACCUCUUGGUUGUGUGUGAUCCAGUCAUGGGUGAUCAAGGCAAGUUGUAUGUUCCCCGUGACAUAGUUCCCAUUUAUCGAGACCAAGUUGCCACUUUUGCCAAUAUCCUUACUCCCAAUCAGUUUGAGCUAUCUAUUCUAUCCAAUUCGUCUGUGGAUAGUUUGGAGGAGGCUUUCCAAGCUUGCGAGUAUUUACAUGAACAACGAAAAGUCGAACAUAUUGUAGUUACUAGUGGAGAAUAUAAGGAAUUGGAUUCUUUUGUUAUACUGAUUAGUAGUGAAUUCGGUAGACAUAAACAUGUACAGACGGUAGAGAAAAUAGCUGGUCAGUUCACAGGAGCUGGUGAUUUGAGUAGUGCUCUUAUCUUGGGUUGGUUUGUUAUUUUGAAAGGUGAUAUUGUGGCUGCUUGUGAAAAAGCAAUGGCAAGUGUACAUUCCGUACUAAGAAACACGGCAGCCCAUCAUCAUCAAGUGAAUGCUCAAUGUCCAAUGUUGGAAUUACAAUUGAUUUCCUAUCAGUGCUUUUUGCAAAAUCCUCCAAAGGAUCUUAUUGCCACUCAAGUUUAUAAAGGAUUUUCUUGUCAANAGGUCAAUGUGACUAAUGCAGGCGUCAUUAAAAAGGUAUCAGGUCCUGUUGUUUCUGCUGAACACAUGGACGGCGCUGCUAUGUAUGAACUUGUUCGGGUAGGAAACGAACAACUGGUGGGUGAGAUCAUUCGCUUGGAGGGUUCUGUCGCAACUAUUCAAGUAUAUGAAGAAACAUCAGGAUUGACUAUAGGUGACCCUGUGUUGUGUACGGGUUCCCCCUUGUCUGUAGAACUUGGUCCAGGUCUCAUGGGAAAUAUAUUCGACGGAAUACAAAGACCGUUGGAGAAAAUCGCAGAAAAGAGCAAUUCAGUGUUUAUUCCAAGAGGAGUAAACGUUCCAGCACUGGACAGAAAGAAAGUGUGGGAAUUCAAGCCCGCUGAUAAUAUCAAAGUUGGAGAUCCUAUUACAGCAGGUGAUAUUUAUGGGAUAGUCCCAGAAACUCCUCUUAUCGAUCACAAGAUUAUGCUACCUCCCAAUCAAAUGGGCAGAGUAGUGUAUUUAGCACCACCUGGAGAUUAUACUUUGGAUGAUACUGUCUUGGAAAUUGAUUUUAAUGGACAAAAGAAAAAGUUCUCUAUGGUGCAACAAUGGCCUGUAAGACUCCCUAGGCCAGUUACAGAAAAGCUUCGUGCAGAUAAACCACUUUUAACAGGACAACGUGUAUUGGACGCCCUCUUCCCAUCCGUACAAGGAGGAACUUGUGCAAUACCAGGAGCAUUCGGUUGUGGAAAGACAGUCAUUUCACAAGCUUUGAGCAAAUUUUCCAACUCGGAUGGAAUUGUUUAUGUAGGUUGUGGAGAACGUGGCAAUGAAAUGGCGGAAGUUCUGAAGGACUUUCCUGAACUCACUAUGACAGUUGGAGAUAGAGAGGAAAGUAUCAUGAAACGAACCCUUCUUGUUGCAAAUACUUCCAAUAUGCCUGUGGCUGCCAGAGAAGCGUCCAUUUACACAGGAAUUACGGUUUCGGAGUAUUAUAGAGAUAUGGGCUUAAAUAUCAGUAUGAUGGCAGAUUCAACUUCCAGAUGGGCAGAAGCAUUGAGAGAAAUAAGUGGAAGACUAGCAGAAAUGCCCGCUGAUAGUGGUUAUCCUGCAUAUUUGGCAGCUAGAUUGGCAAGUUUCUAUGAAAGAGCUGGUAAAGUGUCUUGUCUAGGCUCUCCUAAACGACAAGGUUCCAUAACUAUUGUUGGAGCUGUAUCACCUCCAGGUGGUGACUUUUCCGAUCCAGUAACUUCAGCCACUCUAGGAAUCGUUCAAGUAUUUUGGGGGUUGGAUAAAAAGCUGGCUCAACGAAAACAUUUUCCUGCAGUAAACUGGUUAAUCUCCUACUCCAAAUACAUGAAGGCAUUGGAACCUUAUUACGAACAGAGUUUUCCGGAUUUUCUGAAUUAUCAACAAAAGAGUAGAGAGAUUCUUCAAACAGAAGAUGAUCUGAUGGAAAUAGUACAAUUGGUGGGAAAGGACUCGUUAGCCGAAAAUGACAAGAUAACCCUGGAAGUUGCCAAGAUGAUACGCGAGGAUUUUCUUGCACAAAAUUCUUUUACGGAAUAUGAUCGGUUCUGUCCAUUCUAUAAAAGUGUUCUUAUGUUACGGAAUAUGAUUCACUUUUAUGAAUUGGCAAACAAGGCGAUUGAAGGAGCUGGUGAACAGCAUCUAACGUUGGCACAGAUAAAGGAACAAAUGGGCGAAACGAUUUACAAGAUUUCUGGAAUGAAGUUUCUAAACCCCGCAGAUGGUGAAGAUGCUUUGAGAACUAAGCUUGACGCGUUGUAUUCGGAGAUUACAGAAGGCUUCAAUAGAAUUGAAAAUAGUUUGUAAAUUUGCAUCUUAUUGGACAAGCCAUUUUUAUUAAGAAGAGUUCAGCAGUGAAUACAUGAACGAAGUUGAGAUCCUUCAGUAAUAUAUCCCAUAUGGAUAAAAGUAUAAUGACUAGUUGUUUUAUCUCUCAGAGCUAUUUUUUUAUAGUCCAAAACUUCUCUUUUAGCUUUUUUAGUCGCACGAGUUGUACUCGAAAGAUACUGGUUCACUUAGCAAGAAAUAAUGGAGCUGGAACGAUACUAUUUCUCGUUGAAGUUUAGAAAGUGCACAACCAACCAUAAUGAUUUCAUUUAUGACAUUGUAUCUGCGCAAAGUGUCUACAUGACAUUCUUAAUCAUUGUUUCGAGCAUAAAUGGAAACCACUAGGACUGGUUGUUUAGUUGAAGAACUUCAAGUCCCAUAUAUACCCAGUCCAAUACAAUAAAAGAUGAAUGAACCCU
Messenger RNA from Galdieria sulphuraria, 3307 nucleotides. RefSeq names its product V-type H+-transporting ATPase subunit a isoform 2. The transcript has 5 exons. Gene Ontology annotation, molecular function: ATP hydrolysis activity; proton-transporting ATPase activity, rotational mechanism; pyridoxal kinase activity. Lineage: Eukaryota; Rhodophyta; Bangiophyceae; Galdieriales; Galdieriaceae. Gene Ontology annotation, biological process: proton transmembrane transport; pyridoxal 5'-phosphate salvage; ATP metabolic process. The record is from RefSeq and is a predicted model, not a curated record. Gene Ontology annotation, cellular component: proton-transporting V-type ATPase, V1 domain. The coding region runs from base 93 to 2867 and encodes 924 amino acids.